UCAAACAAACCGGUUGUUAAACCAAAUUUAGCCAUGAAACCCCUAUUUUGGAAAAAAAUUCAAGUGGACACAGUUGGCACUUAUUGUUUGUGGGAAAUAUUGAAGGAGCCUGACGUUGAUUUUUCCGAAUUCGAAGACAUGUUCUCCAAAACCGCAACAAAGAAAAAGACAUCCUCAAUUAUUAACAAGAAGCUGAAAUCUAAAGAAAAACCAGAAGAAGCUGAGAUUGAGACGAUAAGGUCAUUUAUGCAACAACAACCUGACGCAUCUCUAGAUAGACCUGAGCAGUUCAUAUACGAGCUAUCCUCGAUUCCUUGUUUUGCUGAUCGAUGUUACUGUUUCAUAUUUCAGUCAACAUUUGUUGAAUCACUGGCUAGCAUUGAACAAAGAUUGGUCAACAUUAGAUUAGUCACGGAGUGUCUGAUGAAUAGUCAAGAGAUACAAAAAAUUAUGGCGAUGAUUCUUGCCUUUGGUAACUACAUGAACGGAGGAACCAUAAGGGGACAGGCAGAUGGAUUUGCUUUGGAUAUCUUGUCUAAGCUUAAAGAUGUCAAAAAUAAAGACAAUACAUUUAGCUUGCUGGAAUAUUUAGUGACCACAUACCUCAGAUCAAAAUUACCAUCUCUUAAAGAUCAUAACAUGCCACUUCCAGUUCCGGAACCAAGCGAUGUAAUGCAAGCAGCCAACGUCAACUUUGAUGAUUUGGAAGCUGAAUUAAAUAAGGUGUCCAACUCAUUAGAAUCAUGUAUGUCAAAGGUGGCGUGCGUUUUACGUGGUUCGUCACCUGCCACUCUAGAACCGUUUCAAAGCAAAAUGAACAAAUUCAUUAUUUACGCACGGCAAAGUUUACAAGAACAAGAAAACAACUUGAAAGAUUCAGUGAAAAAGUUCAACAACUGCGUAACAUUUUUUAUGGUCAAACCGAAACCGGCAGAAUCGAGUGUUAGUCCAAAAGAUUUUUUCAGUCUUUGGUUCAGUUUCUGUCAAGAUUUCAAAGAUAUAUGGAAAAAGGAAAUACAAAAAAUAUUGAAGGAGAGGUAUACAAAAUUUCACAACUUAAAUUUUAUUUGUUUUUCUUUUAUGAAUGUCCCCAGUUUUUUAAUUCAUAAAAAGUAG
Messenger RNA from Helobdella robusta, 1116 nucleotides. RefSeq lists its product as hypothetical. The annotation marks the transcript as partial. The record is from RefSeq and is a predicted model, not a curated record. Gene Ontology annotation, molecular function: actin filament binding. Lineage: Eukaryota; Metazoa; Annelida; Clitellata; Rhynchobdellida; Glossiphoniidae. The transcript is spliced from 11 exons. Gene Ontology annotation, cellular component: cytoplasm; cytoskeleton. Gene Ontology annotation, biological process: cortical actin cytoskeleton organization; actin filament network formation.